Molecule: messenger RNA, 1500 nt
Organism: Arabidopsis arenosa
Lineage: Eukaryota; Viridiplantae; Streptophyta; Magnoliopsida; Brassicales; Brassicaceae
Source: the annotation of a GenBank genome assembly
CAUUUCUCUCAAAUCCUGUGAAACCCUAAUUCCUUUCUCUGUCAAUUUUCUCCGGUGAACAAAAAUGGCGGAAUGUCCGACGGAUAUCAUCAACGAGUUGUUCCUCCGUCUCAGAGCAAUUACGCUUGUAAAGUGUCGCGUCGUCUCGAAGCCUUGCUUCUCUUUGAUCGACAGUCCCGAGUUCAUCUCAUCUCAUCUCCGUCGCAGACUCGAAACGGGAGAACAUCUCAUGAUCUUACUCCGAGGACCUCGUCUUCUACGUACGGUGGAACUCGACUCGCCAGAGAACGUCUCCGACAUCCCUCAUUCUUUACAAGCCGGAGGUUUUACAGAGGUUUUUGGUUCCUUUAACGGUGUCAUCGGGUUAUGCAACUCUCCCGUUGAUAUAGCGAUUUUUAAUCCUUCGACAAGGAAGAUUCAUCGGUUACCAAUUGAGCCACUUGAUUUCCCAGAACGUUACAUCACUCGUGAGUAUGUGUUUUACGGUUUGGGUUAUGAUUCUGUGAGCGAUGACUUUAAAGUUGUGAGGAUGCUUCAGUCUAAGCUUAAAGGAGGUAAAGAGAAUUUUGGUUACCCUGUUGAAAUCAAAGUUUUCAGCUUGAAGAACAAUUCGUGGAAGAGAGUGUAUCUUAUGUUCGAGGUUCAGAUACUUUUCAUUUACUUCUAUUACCAUCUCUUGCCUCGUCGUGGCUAUGGUGUGCUAGCUAACAAUCAUCUUCACUGGAUUUUGCCUCGGAGGCAAGGAAUCAUCGCCUUUAACACGAUUAUCAGAUUUGAUCUUGCUUCUGAUGACCUUGGAGUCCUCAGUUUCCCACAGGCUCUUUACACUGAGGAUGAUAUGGAUGUAGGUGUGUUAGAUGGCUGCGUUUGUUUGAUGUGUUACGACGAGUUUAGCCAUGUUGAUGUUUGGGUUCUGAAGGAGUAUGAAGAUGUAAAAUCUUGGACUAAGCUGUUUAGGGUGCCGAAACCAGAGAGUGUUGAAUCGGUUGACUUCAUGAGACCUCUGAUCUAUUCCAAGGACAGGAGCAUGAUUUUGCUGGAGAUUAACAAUGCGGCGAAUCUCAUGUGGUUUGAUUUGGAGAGUAAGAAGCUUACAACUGUUGGAAUAGAGUGUGAUAGUUCAUUCACCGCAGACAUCCUCGUGAGUAGCCUUGUUUUGGGAUGUAAAGGAGACCCUACUGAAGCUCAGCGCAGGAAAGAGCAAAUGAUGCCUAAGAGUAACAAAAGGUGGUAUGCUCAUCUCUAGUCAGUGCUUUCAUACUUGUUUGUUUCCUUAACAGAAUUGUAGAAAUGGAUUAUAAGGCAAAUCUUAGUCUUAGGUAUCUUCAUUCUUUGAUAUGUUACGGUUGCAAAUGGUUAGCUGUAUCAACAUGCUUAAACAUCUUAUGUUACAAUCUGAGGGAUGGUUUCUUGUCCUAGAAGCUAUGAGCAAAGCAGGGGAAUCUUCUGAGCGGAAAUAUUAUUAGAUCAAGGUAAGUGUAAUGAAUGUAAAAUCUUACC